GAUCGGGCUUUUGGAGUAAGUUGAAGGCCUUUUAGCGAUAUAGAUGAGCAAACAAACAAGCGCCCUAACGCCUUGUUUGUUGCACUCGAAUUCAAUGGCGUUCAUCACAAGAUUAGUCGGCUGCAGUCAUUCUGUUUCUCCGUUUCUCCUCACUUUCCGCAGAGCAAUUGCUUUCAAGCUUUUUGUUGGAGGACUAUCCUUUCACGCGACAGAGAAAACAUUGUCAGAUGCAUUCUCAAAUUAUGGACAAGUUGUUGAAGCUAAAGUUAUAAAGGAUAGGGUAUCGGAGAGAUCUAAAGGGUAUGGAUUUGUCACUUUUGCUUCACAAGAUGAGGCUGAGAAUGCCAUAGCAGAGAUGAAUGAAAAGGCACUAGACGGGCGCGUUAUCUUUGUUGAUUAUGCAAAACCAGAUACUAAACGUAGUAUGGGAAUGCCAAUUGCCAGAGGACCUCCUGAAGAUCGGAUCCAACAACCAACUGUUGAUUCCCCUCAGGACACAUGAGAGACGAUGUUACAAAUAGGAUCAAACUUCUCUGAGGCAAGCAAUUUGCUACAUUAGAAUGCAAAGUAAGUAAUCUCAACGGAUGGAUUAUUUUACAUGUACCUGCAUAACAAAUUGUGGAUGUGAUGGAAUAUCAAAAUUCUGUUGGGAUUACUUAUUCUAUUCUCUGAAGUGAAUUGUUCAUUUUAAAGGAGUUGAAUCAAUAAAAAUAGCAGAGUUUUCUUUCAUCGGUUCUUACUUGCAUAUGAAGGAAUGAGUUUAUUGAGGUUAUAGAUCCAUACAACUAUUAGAAGGAUUGCUCAGUGAUAACUGAUGGAUUUCUGUAAUAGGGAAAUAGCUUCUUUAAGUGAGCUUGUAUAUAAAGUGAGAAGAUAAAGUGUGUUUUCACCUCUAGAUUCUUGUAUGUUAAGGUUAAGAUUAAGAUUAUGAUAACUCUGUAUGCUUUAAAUUAAAUCAAUGGUGAAUAUAGGCUUAUUUGCUUCCUUUAGAGGCGAUCUCAAGCAUUCA
Messenger RNA from Cicer arietinum (chickpea), 1009 nucleotides. RefSeq names its product small RNA-binding protein 11, chloroplastic. Lineage: Eukaryota; Viridiplantae; Streptophyta; Magnoliopsida; Fabales; Fabaceae. Gene Ontology annotation, molecular function: RNA binding. The record is from RefSeq and is a predicted model, not a curated record.